Molecule: messenger RNA, 680 nt
Organism: Ruditapes philippinarum (Manila clam)
Lineage: Eukaryota; Metazoa; Mollusca; Bivalvia; Venerida; Veneridae
Exons: 4
Coding region: 190-516 (108 amino acids)
Source: RefSeq, a predicted model, not a curated record
GGAAAUUUGAUCUGUCUAAAAGUAAAAGUGUUACUCUAAGUUAUGAGGAAAGUCUUCAACUUAAGGGAUUAAUUGAGAUUGGUGGAGUCUAUGAUGUUACCUUUCAUCAACAGGGGGUAAGUCAAAUUUAUAUUUUUGAUUUAUGUCAAUCGUGGAAUUGUUAUCGUCCUAUUUCUCCUGUUUCUUAUUAUGUAUUUAUUUUGUUUAAUCAAAGACUUAUUCACCCAACAGCAGCAACAACAACAACAGCAGCAGCAAUAUAACACUGAAAGACAUUCACAGCAGCAGCAAUAUCAACAACAAUUCCCACAACAGACACCGUAUCAAAAUCAGCAAACAUGGACCUAUGUUGGACAACAACAACAACAGGCUAAUCCGCAAUUAAUUGCCAUCCCACUAAACCCUGAAGCUUUAGCAACGGGAGAAAUUGACAAAAGCAGACAAGCUGCUAUAAUGCCUCCACCCGCAAAAAGACCAUACGUUUGGGACCAGGAUGAUUCCUCACCCCAAGAUUGAAAUCUUUACUUCUAUAGUACUGUUGUGUAAAAGUAGGUUAUAGUUUAUUUCGAUACACGAUGUGUGAAGUAGAAAACGAACAUUUUGUGUUUUCUUCGGAAAAGAAUCUGUGUUUAGCCAAUUUCAUAAUGUAGAAUUUAUAGAUGAAAAUGAUGUACACUACA